UGCGUAUACAAAUGGAAAAGUAAUAACACAACAAAUAAAAAGGGUAUUUAUGGAGGUCCAUUGCUGCUUUAUCUCUCUCUAUCGUAUAAACAAAACCCUAUGCACUCGGUCUGAGUGCUAUUUCCAAAGCAAAGCAGAGCGACAGAAAGACUGCAGUGCCUUAGGCUUCUCCACUGGCGUUAAACAAACUUUGCAGGCUUUUCUGUCAGAAUGUGAAGGUAUCUGCCAAAGAUAUAAAAGAACCCACAGAAGUCCCUGCAAAAAGCUUUUACAAACUUUCUCUUCACAUAGACACAGACACAAACCAAAGCAUAAACCCAAAACUCAAAAACGUAAUAUUAAAACGCCAACCAAAUAAAAAAGCCAGCAGAACCCAAAACUUAAAAAUCCCAUCUCUCUCUCUCUCUCUCUCUCUCUCUCUCUCUUUCUGUUUCUUUCUUUCUCUUUCCAUGGACUUCCAUCUGAAGCAAUGGAGAAACCAGCAUGAGUCAGAGCAACAACAUUCUGCAAAGAUACCAAAACUCCUUCUUGAGACCCAUCAACCACACCAACAACCAGAACCAUCUGGGCCUGCUCUCCCUUUGUUUGUACCUGAACCAAACAGCAAAAUCAGCAAUCUGUCAGCAUUUCCUGGAGCUACCUCAGCUCCUACCAGAUUUACCAGAAUGGGGAGCUAUUUCAGCUUGGCCCAGUGGCAGGAGCUAGAGCUGCAGGCUUUGAUAUUCAGGUAUAUGCUGGCUGGUGCUGCUGUUCCACCUGAACUCCUUCAGCCUAUUAAGAAAAGCCUUUUGCAUACUCCUUAUUUUCUUCAUCACCCUCUUCAACAUUAUCCCCAUUAUCAGCCUCCUUUGUUCCAAUCAGGGUAUUGGGGACGAGCAGCCAUGGAUCCAGAGCCCGGAAGGUGUCGUCGGACGGACGGAAAGAAAUGGCGGUGCUCGAGGGACGUGGUUGCCGGUCAGAAGUACUGCGAGCGACACAUGCACCGUGGCAGAAACCGUUCAAGAAAGCAUGUGGAAAUCCCCACACCCACCCCCAUCCCCCCUACCACUGCUGUUGCUGGAAAUGGCGGAGGAGGGACUCAGCUCACUUCCACCCACCACCAACCCAUUGCUGUCCCGACCUUGUCAACUGUCUCAGGUGGUGGUGGUGGUACCCAUUUUUCUAUUUCAGGGCCAUCUUCUUCCGUUGAUCUUCUUCACCUUAACCAAAGUUCGUCAGAGUCUAGAACUGAGAACAAGGAUCUUUUUCAACCCCACAACCACCAAGAGCUGGUCUCCAAGGAUGGUAAAUCCGACGGCCAUAUAUUGCGGCAUUUUUUCGACGACUGGCCCAGAUCGAUUCAAGAACCAGAUAACGGUGGAAACAAUAGUAAAGCGAUUGCCAGCCCAAUGAAUUCUGCUACAAGCCUAUCCAUUUCUAUUCCGGGAAAUUCGUCGUCUGAUGUGUCGCUGAAAUUGUCCACCGGCAAUAAUGGGGACGAGGCGGGCCGCCACCAGGAGGCCGUUCGCGAGCAACAUCGCCAGCUAAACUGGGCUUCGGGAUGGGCCGCCAACCAUAUGGCGUCCAUGGGUGGGCCUUUGGCUGAGGCACUUCGCUCCUCCUCUAACUCCCAUUCAUCACCUACGAGUGUGCUACAUCAGUUGCCACGUGGCUCGGUCUCUGAAACUAGCUUUGUUAGCACCUGAAAUUUGGUUUUUUAUUAUUAAUUAUUUAAAAAAAAAAAUGUGAUGACAAAGUUUUUCAUUGUUCUAAUUUUUAAGCCAUCCUCUCAGAGCAAUACUUGGGCAUUAUUAGCCUUCCCUCUGUACAAAAAUUUGCAUGGACGAUAUUUAAUUUCUUUUAUUUUUGAUUUGGUUUGUGUAUGAACCAGUUUUUCAUGUAUAAUUUGGUUGAUCAGAAACAAGUUUAUUGACGUGACU
Molecule: messenger RNA, 1919 nt
Organism: Ziziphus jujuba (common jujube)
Lineage: Eukaryota; Viridiplantae; Streptophyta; Magnoliopsida; Rosales; Rhamnaceae
Product: growth-regulating factor 3
Exons: 5
Coding region: 450-1685 (411 amino acids)
Biological process (GO): regulation of DNA-templated transcription; DNA-templated transcription; developmental process
Cellular component (GO): nucleus
Molecular function (GO): ATP binding
Source: RefSeq, a predicted model, not a curated record